This is a messenger RNA of Mercenaria mercenaria, 1270 nucleotides long. RefSeq names its product tRNA-splicing endonuclease subunit Sen34-like. The record is from RefSeq and is a predicted model, not a curated record. Gene Ontology annotation, cellular component: tRNA-intron endonuclease complex. Gene Ontology annotation, biological process: tRNA splicing, via endonucleolytic cleavage and ligation; tRNA-type intron splice site recognition and cleavage. NCBI's taxonomy places the organism in Eukaryota, Metazoa, Mollusca, Bivalvia, Venerida, Veneridae. Gene Ontology annotation, molecular function: nucleic acid binding; tRNA-intron lyase activity. The coding region runs from base 88 to 957 and encodes 289 amino acids. The transcript is spliced from 6 exons.
GAAAACAUUUGACUCUUGUGCAACAUUAAAUAUGGACGCUCCCAUGAGCCGACGUUGUUUACAUUUCAGGUACAUUGCGACAACAUCAUGUCAUCACAAGAACAACCUUUUAAGAUACAUCAGUGCGGUAAAGAAUACUUGGUGUGGAAUUCUAAAGAUGUAAGGAGUCUUCGAGAAAAGUUUCGGAUAGUGGGAACCCUGAUUGGUUGUUUGCCACGAGCUCCACGUCAGAAUGCACACCUUGGUUUACCUUUACAGCUUAUCCCAGAGGAAGUUACUCUUCUUCUAGAAAAUGGUGUUGCUGAAGUAGUUACUGAGGUAUAUAACAAACCGAGUGGGGAGGACAUUAGUCAAUAUGAGCAGCAAAAAGAAGAGAGCUAUAGACAACAGAUUGAACUGUUCCGAGAUGAGAGAAGAAAUGAGAUCAGACGUAAGUUACCAGACAUCAUAGAGGGGAAAAAGAAUAAGAGAAAUAAACUGUUGCUAGAGAGACGGAAGAAUGGAGAACAUAUUGAUGAUGCUGAAUUUGAUAAAGAAAUCGAAAUGGAUCCAGACAGUGUAGAGAUUCCGGCAAUACGCCCCGAGCAUAUGCUAGUACAGAUACAUGAAGUAUGUGCUCACAGACGAAAGACCUGUAUUACUGUUGACUGGCAGUUCCCAAGCACAAGGGAAGAAAAAUUACGAUACAAGGUUUACAAGGAUUUCUGGGAACGUGGUCAUUUCCUCACAUCUGGGAGCAAAUUUGGUGGAGACUUUCUUGUUUAUCCUGGUGAUCCUUCAAGAUUUCACUCAUUUUUCAUCGCGAUAUGUAAACCACAUGAUGAGGAAAUGACAGCUCUCGAUGUAGUCACAAUGGGACGACUCGGAACCAGUGUGAAAAAAACAGUUGUCAUAUGUUUUGAGGACAAAAAUGGACAGUUGUGUUACACAUCUUUACAAUGGACAGGAAUAAGCUGACAUAACCAUUCCAUUUAUAAUUUAUGUCUCAAAACUUAUCAGAAAGUUAAUUUAACACAUUCUGCAAGGAGUAAAUGAAAGGUGUUAUGGAAGUUUCAAACAGACACACUUGAUUCAGCAUACGUUGUUUUUCCAGAAUCAAAUUUUUUUUAUAUUUUCUGUAUAUGAACUUAGUUCAGUAGUGUGUUCAUAUUAUAGUCUGCAGCAUAAAUUUACUAAUAAGUAGUGUAUUUUGUUGUUUUUUUAAUGUUUUUUGUCAGCAUAAAAUGUGUAUAAGAAAUGAUCAAAAAAUGAAUAAAGAUCAUUAAAUUCA